Messenger RNA from Gorilla gorilla gorilla (western lowland gorilla), 556 nucleotides. Its product is annotated as FAM231A/C-like protein. The transcript has a single exon. Lineage: Eukaryota; Metazoa; Chordata; Mammalia; Primates; Hominidae. The coding region runs from base 1 to 510 and encodes 169 amino acids. The record is from RefSeq and is a predicted model, not a curated record.
AUGGUGUCUUCGAAGGGACUGUGGAAAGAGAGGCCUUCAGCCCACACCUCUGAAUGCUUUUCCACCACAGCAUGCCCUGUGGCCUUUAUCCUGCUGGUGUGGAACAGUCAGACCCCUGCAGGGCUGCAGAGCCUCUGUACUGGGCGGCAUCCCAGCCUGAGUGCCAGAGCUCAGAGGGCAGGCCCCCGAGCAAGCAGAGAGGAGGGCACCUUUUGGACAGAACGUGUGGGACAAGAGCGAUGGCUCAUCCGUUCAGGUUCCUCACAAAAUGAGAGUCAGGAAGAUCAGGGCACCGGCCUGAUUUCCCAGGCAGGGCUGAAAGCAGACAACCGGAGGAAGAGCAGCCCCUGGGCCAAUGAGGUAGAAGACAGAAGACCACAGUGUACUCCUGCCCUCAACCUCACCCCCUCCCACCCACAUCCUCCACACUCCCUGACCACCUUCCUCAGAAGUGUAAUAGGAAUCCAGGUUCCCCCUGGCCUGGUUGCUGCAGUAGGCACAGUAGCCUGAUGGAGCCUGAGGCAGGUGUGGGAAGAUGUGGAUUGUCUAACUGGAG